Cavenderia fasciculata is the source of this 1671-nucleotide messenger RNA. RefSeq names its product glucose-6-phosphate isomerase (gene gpi). The record is from RefSeq and is a predicted model, not a curated record. Gene Ontology annotation, cellular component: cytosol. Bases 1 to 1671 code for a protein of 556 amino acids. Gene Ontology annotation, biological process: gluconeogenesis; glycolytic process; glucose 6-phosphate metabolic process. The transcript has a single exon. Lineage: Eukaryota; Evosea; Eumycetozoa; Acytosteliales; Cavenderiaceae. Gene Ontology annotation, molecular function: monosaccharide binding; glucose-6-phosphate isomerase activity; carbohydrate derivative binding.
AUGGAUAAUAGAUUUUCAAAAUUAAAAGAAUAUUAUGAAAGUAAAGGAAAGGAUCUUAAUAUGAGAGAGUUAUUCUCUAAAGAUUCGAGUAGAUUCAACAAGUUCUCGGUCGAUGUAAAGAUUAGUGAAAAGGUUGGUAACAUUUUGUUGGACUACUCAAAGAACCGUAUCGAUGAGACUGCACUUGCACUGUUGGUCGAGUUGGCUGAACAAUCAGGUGUGGCAGAGAUGCGUGACCGUAUGUUCAAGGGUGACAAGAUCAACAUUACUGAACAACGUGCUGUUUUACACACUGCCCUUCGUAACCGUGACCCAUCAGCCAAGAUUGUGGUCGAUGGUGAAGACGUGAUGGUUGGAGUACGUCAAGUGUUGGCCAAGAUGCGUUCAUUUGUUGGACGUGUGCGAUCGGGUGAAUGGCGUGGAUACAGUGGCAAGGCAAUCACCGAUGUUGUCAAUAUCGGUAUUGGAGGGUCUGACCUCGGUCCAGUAAUGGUCACCAACGCCCUUAAAUCCUACGCCGACGACACUAAACUACGUGCACACUUUGUAUCAAACAUUGACGGUACUCAUUUGGUCGAGACUGUCAAACACCUCAAUCCCGAGACAACCCUCUUUAUCGUCGCUUCCAAGACAUUCACUACGCAAGAAACCAUUACCAACGCCACAAGUGCACGUGCAUGGUUGUUGGAACGUGUAUCAGAUGCUAGUCUACACACCAAAGCUGUCGCACAGCACUUUGUAGCAUUGUCAACCAAUGGAGAGGCAGUUAGCAAGUUUGGUAUUCUUGUUGACAACAUGUUUGAGUUUUGGGAUUGGGUAGGUGGACGUUACUCGUUGUGGAGUGCUAUCGGACUCUCUAUUGCUCUGUAUGUCGGUAUGGAUGUCUUUGAGAGCCUGUUGGAGGGUGCUUACGAGAUGGACAGACAUUUCACCAGUGCUCCACUCGCCCACAACCUGCCUGUCCUUCUCGCACUCAUCGGUGUAUGGUACAACAACUUUUUCAACGCACAGUCGGUCGCCAUCCUCCCGUACGACCAGUACUUGUCACGUUUUGCCGCCUAUUUCCAACAAGGUGAUAUGGAGAGCAACGGCAAAGGUGUCACACGCGACGGCACACCAGUCUCUAGCCAGACCGGACCAGUUAUCUGGGGUGAACCAGGUACCAACGGCCAACACGCCUUUUACCAACUCAUUCAUCAGGGUACCAAGAUCAUCCCAUGCGACUUUAUCGCACCGAUCGAGUCACAAAACAAUAUUGGUCAACACCACCGUAUCCUCUUGUCCAACUUUUUCGCACAAACCGAAGCACUCAUGAAGGGCAAGAGUGAAAGUGAAGCACGUGCUGAACUCGUCAAAGAGGGUCUCUCGGGUGACCGUCUCGAGAACCUCUUACCACACAAGGUCUUUUCAGGUAAUCGUCCAACCAACUCGAUCAUGAUCCAAAAGCUCACUCCACACUCUCUCGGUGCUCUCAUUGCUCUCUACGAACACAAAAUCUUUGUGCAAGGUGUUAUCUGGAACAUCAAUAGUUUCGAUCAAUGGGGUGUCGAGUUGGGUAAACAAUUGGCCAAAUCCAUCCUUCCAGAACUUUACACCAAGGAGGAUAUUACCUCUCACGAUAGUUCUACCAAUGGAUUAAUUAAUUAUUAUAAGAAGAAUUCAAAACUCUAA